Molecule: messenger RNA, 2056 nt
Organism: Corticium candelabrum
Lineage: Eukaryota; Metazoa; Porifera; Homoscleromorpha; Homosclerophorida; Plakinidae
Product: TNF receptor-associated factor 3-like
Exons: 7
Coding region: 77-1705 (542 amino acids)
Biological process (GO): regulation of apoptotic process; tumor necrosis factor-mediated signaling pathway; protein K63-linked ubiquitination
Molecular function (GO): protein binding; zinc ion binding
Source: RefSeq, a predicted model, not a curated record
CAGUACACGUGUACAGAGUGUUAGUUACGAAUUUGAGAACGUUGCGCAGUAGCUACCUCGUCUAAUCGGAAAUGGAAUGGCCUUGGAUGCACGUGAACGUGAGUGGGAGUAUGUAGCGAGCUUUCCGGACCAUCUGAAGUGUGCUUUGUGUCGCAAACCUCUCCAAGAGCCCGUUCAGUCUUCUUGCGGGGAGAGAUGGCAUACUGGCUGUCUGAAGCAAGCGGUCAAGUUAUCAGACGAUCCCACUUGCCCUGUAUGUGGUGAAAAGCUGGAUCCCAAACUCUGUUGGAGGGACGUAUUCGCAGACAAGGAACUGGCAGAACUAAAAAUAUUUUGCAUUCACAAGGCAAACGGAUGUACUUGGCGUGGAUGCCAAAAACAUAUCCAGGCUCAUUUAGAAAGUUGUGAAUUCGCUGAAGUCAUUUGUGCCAAUAAGAAAUGCCAGGAGAAGGUACUAAGACAUCAACUGGAUAGGCACACAUCCAAGUGUGUUUAUCGACCAGUAAAUUGUUCCUACUGUAACUCGCAAGUAGCUCUUAUUGAUCAAGAGGCACACAAUACUGAAUGCAUGAGAAUGCCAGUGGAGUGUCCUAAUGAUUGUGAAAAGGGUUUCACUAUUGAAAGAGAAAACCUUCCCACUCACCUGGAGGAGUGUCCAAACAGAAAGACUGAUUGUCCUAUUGCUGGUUGCCAAACAAAGAUUCACCAUUCAGAGGUGGACAAACAUUUGGCCUGUUCGGUGACAUCCCAUAUUGCUUUGGUCAAUGAUAACAUCAUCACAACGGAACGAUCUCUAGCUACUAUUCAGAGCUCCAUUGAUAAAAACGAAGAGCGACUGAAAUCAUGUCAGAGAGAAGUACACUUAUUAGGGCAACAGAUGGAAACAUUGGAUCAUCACUUGGCAGAUGCUGUAGCCCAACAGAAAAUCAUGCAACAAAAGACAUUGGAGGCUUGCUAUCAGACAGUCGACAAUUUGCAAAAGGAGAUUCAUUCUUCAAACAGCAGAAUGGAGCAGUUUAUGAGGAUGAUGACAGAGAAGAUGAUCAAACUGGAAGAGACUGUAACACUGCAGUCUAUGCGAAUCCAUCAGCUAGAAGAGAGACAGAUAGAAAAUCGACCAGCAAAUGACAACACUCGAGACAUGAUUGCUGCUCAAGAUCGUGUGCUUGCCACUCACGAUGUGAAAUUAGCCGAGCACGGUCUGCGACUAGACAUGAUGGAUUGCAAGAACACAGAAGGCGUCUUGUUAUGGAAGAUAACUGAAAUCAGGAGACGAAGAAGAGAAGCAGUGAGUAGCAAGACACCGUCUAUCUAUUCACAACCGUUUUAUUCUUCUUCAUGUGGGUAUAAGAUGUGUGCCAGAAUGUACUUGAAUGGAGAUGGCAUGGGUCGAGGCUCUCAUCUGUCUCUCUUCUUUGUUAUAAUGAGAGGAGAAUAUGAUUCUCUCCUUCCGUGGCCGUUUAGUCACAAGGUUACUCUGGUGCUCAUUGAUCAAGUUCAUCAAAGACACAUCUCGGACACAUUCAGGCCCGACCCAAAGUCUUCAUCGUUCGCAAGGCCACAGAAUGAGAUGAACGUGGCGAGUGGAUGUCCACUGUUUGUGUCUCUAGCUACAGUUGAUGGAGGCUCGUACAUACAUGAUGAUACUAUGUACAUCAAGAUCAUUAUUGAUCCUACCAAUCUUUAUAAACCCGACAGUCGGUGAUCACUAGACUGAGAAAUGAUUCAGUAAUAUACUAAUGAUUCUGCUCACUAUCAAAGGGAUAAACCACUGCUUAUCUUGGUUGCUUGCUACUUGCUACUUGAACGUGAAUACUUGUAAUUAUGGAUUUGGGUUGUUUUUGUGUGUUUGCUGUCUGUUCAUUGUUAGGGGAAAAACCGAGAGGAGAGGAGAGAGGGUGAAGAGGAGGGGAUAAAGAGAGAGGGAGAGGAGAAGAAGGGAUAAAGAAAGCGAGGGAUUUAAAUAUUAACAUAAAUAAAGUUGACAGUCUCUAGGCAAAGUGUGUUUAUUGUGCAGUAAGCUGUUGACCAAUAACAAAGGAGUGUGCUCCAUUGA